UAGCAAGGCCGGUUCGUAUGAGUAGUUAGAUCUUCACUUCGGCUGUGGGUUGUUCUUGCUUUAAAAACAGACAACACACUGGGCGUGGAUAUUUGUUCGCCAUAUAAGGGCGCACAGUCACAACUGGCUUCGAGUAUUAUAAAUACGGAAGCCUCCUAAGUACGUGGCAGGCGGCGGUGGCGAUCGGCAGCGGAGAAACUGGAGGUGCUCACCCACUCGGUCUGUGUUUGUAAUCGAACACCGCUAUGUCGACAACGAUUGAUGAUUUAACGGAAGAACAGUUAUCAGAAUUGAAGGAGGCGUUCUCACUGUUUGAUAUUGACGGCGAUGGUACGAUAAACGCCAAAGAAUUGGGAACCGUGUUGAGGUCACUGGGUCAGAAUCCAACUGACAAGGAAGUAGAAGAGAUGAUAGAAGAAGUAGACGUUGAUGGAAGCGGAAGUAUAGAAUUCCCAGAGUUCCUCAUGAUGAUGGCGGGAAAAUUUAAUGAGACUACGACUGACAAAGAUCUGAACGACGCAUUUAAAAUUUUCGACACUGAAAAUACGGGAUUUAUAUCGGUGGAUGAAUUGAAACAUCUAAUGACCACUAUGGGAGAACGAUUGUCAGAGGAAGAGAUGGAUGAAAUGGUUGCAGACGCAAACGCUGAUUCAGAAGGAAAAGUUAACUACGAAGAGUUUGUGAAACUGAUUACGUCAUAUGCCAACGUCAGCGAGGCAGUCGGAAGUGCCGUCAUUACCUGAGUGACUGAAUUCAGCUUCUACCAGCGUCCGCUAAUUAAAGCACUGCCUCAACAAUUAAAAAUACAUUAUGAUUAGCUGCACGUAUAGAUGAGCUCUGAAUCCGAGGACCACGAUACUCGUUCAUCACAACUCUUCCCAGACCACUCUCAGUCAUUAAGUACCGUUACAUAAGCAACCUUCUGCUGGUUGCUAGGCUCGAAUUCAAAUUUCCGUCCAAGAGCGCCCUCAUAUAGCGAUAGAACUCACUAGUCAGUAUGUAAUACAUCAUACAAUUGGCCUUUCCUUGGAGAAUGUCUAAAUAGGACUCCGUUUAGUAUACUGAGACUGUUGAAAACUGACAAUAGACAGUUUGUUCUAGACCGAGGUUGGGUGUACCGCAUUCGGAUUACCGGUCUUAUGAGUUUUGAGUACACCCUUCUAACCGAGGGGCAAGCACUACACGUAUAUUCACAAGUUUGUGCAUAUUUGCUCACCAAGUAGAAUUCACAUUAGCGACAAAACAUGAUAUAUAAAGAAUAUUAUUUUG
This is a messenger RNA of Saccoglossus kowalevskii, 1269 nucleotides long. Its product is annotated as calmodulin-like. Gene Ontology annotation, molecular function: calcium ion binding. NCBI's taxonomy places the organism in Eukaryota, Metazoa, Hemichordata, Enteropneusta, Harrimaniidae. Gene Ontology annotation, cellular component: myosin II complex. The record is from RefSeq and is a predicted model, not a curated record.